Messenger RNA from Myotis davidii, 1674 nucleotides. RefSeq names its product alcohol dehydrogenase 4-like. Gene Ontology annotation, molecular function: S-(hydroxymethyl)glutathione dehydrogenase [NAD(P)+] activity; zinc ion binding. The coding region runs from base 160 to 1281 and encodes 373 amino acids. The record is from RefSeq and is a predicted model, not a curated record. Gene Ontology annotation, biological process: formaldehyde catabolic process. Lineage: Eukaryota; Metazoa; Chordata; Mammalia; Chiroptera; Vespertilionidae. The transcript has 8 exons. Gene Ontology annotation, cellular component: cytosol.
GAUCACAGCAACAAAAAGGGAAAGUGAUUGGAGAAUAAAAAAGCAGGGAUGGUAUUUAUUCAGUGGCAGUUCAAUCCAGGUUACAGAGAGAGCAUCCUGGACAGAAGUGGAAUUUCUUAAAUCAGAGAGAAGCUUCCAAGGCGAGUUUCCCAAAGAAAAAUGGGCACCAAGGGCAAAGUUAUUAAAUGCAAAGCAGCCAUCGCCUGGGAAGCAAACAAGCCCCUUUGCAUAGAAGAGGUUGAGGUAGCUCCCCCCAAGGCACAUGAAGUUCGAAUUCAGAUAAUCGCCACUGCCUUGUGCCAUUCCGAUGCCCAUAUUCUCCAUCCUAAAUUUACGAAAGCUCUGUUCCCAGUGAUCCUUGGCCAUGAGGGAGCAGGAAUUGUGGAAAGUGUUGGGCCAGGAGUGACCAACUGCAAACCAGGUGACAAAGUGAUUCCUCUCUACAUGCCUCAAUGUAAAAAAUGCAAGUUCUGUUUGAGUCCACUCACAAAUUUCUGUGCAAAGCUCAGUCAAUUCAAAGAUCCUAUUAUUCAGCAAGAAGUAAUGGAAGACAAAACCAGCAGGUUUACUUGCAAAGGAAAACCAGUUUACCAUUUCUUAGGGACCAGUACCUUUUCUCAGUACACUGUCGUGUCAGAUACUAAUCUGGCCAAAAUAGAUGACGAUGCAAAUUUAGAGAGAGUCUGUCUGCUUGGAUGUGGGUUUUCAACUGGCUAUGGAGCUGCAAUCAACACUGCCAAGGUUACCCCAGGUUCUACUUGUGCCAUCUUUGGCCUGGGAGGUGUCGGCCUUUCUGCUUUAAUCGGUUGUAAAGUAGCAGGAGCUUCCAGAAUCAUAGCUGUUGAUAUCAACAGUGAGAAGUUUGCAAAGGCCAAAGCCCUUGGAGCCACUGACUGCCUCAAUCCUAGAGACCUACAGAAGCCCGUCCAGGAGGUCAUCAUUGAAAUGACCGGUGGGGGUGUGGAUUUUGCACUUGACUGUGCAGGUGGAUCUGAAGCCAUGAAAGCAGCCCUGGACUGCACAACAGUAGGUUGGGGAUCGUGUACGCUCAUUGGAGUAGCCAUUGGUGACAAAGGAUUGACUGUUUCUCCAAUAGAGAUACUAAUGGGCCGUACUAUCAAUGGAACAUUAUUUGGUGGUUGCAAAGGUAGAGAUUCAAUCCCAAAGCUGGUUACUGAUUACAAGAAUAAGAAAUUCAACCUGGAUGCACUGGUGACCCAUACCCUGCCUUUUGACAAAAUCAAUGAGGCAUUUGACCUAAUGCACCAAGGAAAAAGGUAAAUUACCAAACAGAUGGGUAAGUGGUUUGAAAAACCUCUAUGAUGACUCUAUUUUUAUUUGAUGUUUAAAUCUAAUCAGUUUCUUUCCUGACAUUUUUCACAUCAGCGGACAUACUAGAGGUGCUUAAAAGAUGAAAUAGUGGCCAUUUGGGGAGGGGGGGACCUCAACAUCACCUACCUUCCCACUCUGUUUCCAUAAUGUACACUGCCAUACACUGUUCCAACAUAGAGGGUGCCAUAAAUUAACAUACUUUCUUUCUACUUUCUUUCAGACAAUCAUUAACUUAGUUGGGGCUGCUCCCUACGAGAGAGGUUUCUAUCCUAGAACAUCAGGUCCCUCUGGUACAACAUAGCCCGGCUCUGGGAUCACUAUGUUUGACAGAGUGCAACCUGC